Molecule: messenger RNA, 597 nt
Organism: Penicillium angulare
Lineage: Eukaryota; Fungi; Ascomycota; Eurotiomycetes; Eurotiales; Aspergillaceae
Exons: 1
Coding region: 1-597 (198 amino acids)
Source: RefSeq, a predicted model, not a curated record
AUGUCUGAUCCGCGUUCUGAGCUACAGUCCACACUCCGCGAUCUAUCCAUUGGCGAAAAAGGUCCAGUCCAAGAUAUUCAAAGGCCAUCUCUGAGAAAAUCGUCAGCUGCAAGCUCCGUCCUAUCUAUUCCGAAACCAACAAAGAAAGCUAAACAGCCUGUCGCUGAUUCCUGGGAGGACGAGGCUGAUCUUUCGGAUGAUGAUGAUGAUGAUGCUGCUGCUGCCGCUGUUGAGGGUCUAGCAUCGCCGUCGCUUCUUUCGCCGACUUUGAGUGCGGAGGGCCCAUUGGAUCCUCCGCCUACGCCUAUUUCGCCGCAGACAUCGCAGACGUGGGGAGGUGGAAGGGCUGCGUCGCCGGCUGCGGCUGCGGCUGGUGGUCCUGGUCCUGGUAAACGGCCUGAGAAGCAAACUGCUGUUGCUGGACGACUUAUUGCAGGGGCAUUGGGGAUUCGAGCACCGAAGCGUACUGAGGAGCAGAGGGCUUAUGAUCGGGCGGUGAAGGAGCAGGAGAUUAAGAGACGGAAUCGAGAGCGAGAGGAGGCUGCUAAGGCGAAGGAGGACGAUGAGAAGUUGAAGGCUUCUGUUUGGACAGAUUAA